AGCCACCAUAUUCCAGUAUUAGUGUUGGUAGACCGCGUCAUGUCUCUCGCUCCCGCACCACGCUCAUGUCCCUGACAACCGCGCUCACCUCGCGUACUUUUCUCUAUUUGAAAAUCAAAACUUUGUCAAGUGGUUAAAACUUGCUGUCGGCUAUUAGUGAAAAUCAUUUUCUUAAUUUUCUGUGAUCAUAGCGAAAAAACUUUUUAUUCACAAAGUGAACCGAUUUAUAAUUUCUCUAGGGAAAUUGUGUCUUAUUGAUAUACUUGUACGGCGACAUUUGUGAUUUACUUUGGUUGAAAUUUGAACGACAAAAUGUCUGAAACGGUGCAAAUGAUGCCUUGUGCAGGCGUGGAGGAGAUCUGUCGCAUCCCUCGCCGCAAGUCUCUGGUUCGAUUCUCCGGCACUGAAGACAUCGAGCGGCCUCGCCCCAUCACCAGGAUACCCACGAGGGUCGAACUCACCACCCUCACCAGGAUGGCAAAAAGACCCGCCGUAGACAUCGAGUUCCAGGACCUCACCUUCACUGCAGGACAAAAGAGGAUCCUGAAGAACAUCAAUGGUAUCUUCAAGUCGGGGGAACUCACCGCUAUCAUGGGGCCAUCAGGCGCCGGGAAGAGCACUCUCAUGAACAUACUCGUAGGCUACGUAUCUUCUGGCAUGUCUGGCACCAUCAUGACGAAUGGACAUCCCAGGCAGAUGAAGCUGUUCAACAAGCUCAGUUCGUACAUCAUGCAAGAGGACAUGAUCCAACCAAACCUCACAGUCAGUGAGGCAAUGAUGGUAGCUGCUCACCUCAAAUUGGGAGACGAACUCUCUAGAGAAGACAAGGAAGCUGCUGUGGAGGAAAUCCUGGACACACUGGGGCUGUCUGCGUGUGGUAAUACGUUCACUGAGAGACUCUCUGGUGGCCAGAGGAAAAGGGUAUCAGUGGCUCUGGAACUGGUCAACAAUCCUCCAGUCAUCUUCCUGGAUGAACCAACCACGGGAUUGGAUAUUGUUUCUAUCAACAACUGUAUCCAGCUGCUGAAGGACCUGUCACGGCAAGGACGUACCAUCGUCUGCACUAUCCACCAACCCAGCGCCACCAUGUUUCACAUGUUUGACGUCGUCUACAUGCUGGCUCGCGGCCAGUGUAUCUACCAGGGAUCCAGUCACCAGCUGGUCCCCUUCCUGUCAAACUGUGGUCUCAACUGUCCCGCCACCUAUAACCCUGCUGACUAUGUUUUUGAAGUUCUACAAUUAGAUGUCAUAAAUACGAUGACAAAUGAAAUCCAGAAUGGACGAAUUAUUAAACUGGAUGCACCAACCAAAUCAGAACCUCCACGAUCUAAACUUUUAAACUCGCAGGACACCACUCUAGGCAGUGAUUAUCCGUCAGGUCGCAAGGAGACGAUGGCUGUCAUGCCAAAUGUUUAUGGUGCAGAAUCAAGGGCUCUAGACUUUCCUACAUCUUUCUUCCAACAGUUCUGCAUCAUCCUGGGCAGGCUGUUAUUGCAGAAGAUGAGAAACAAGACAGCACUGUGGCUCCAGAUCAUCCAUCACCUGUUCUCCGGAUUGAUAAUGGGUGCAAUCUUCUGGGACAUCGGUGACAACGCCAGCAGACCCUUCGAGAACUUCAAGUUCUGCCUGUGUGUUGCUGUCUUCAUGAUGUAUACUUACGUCAUGUCCCCUAUACUUAUAUUACCAAUGGAAAUGAAAGUACUGAGAAGAGAAUACUUCAACCGGUGGUAUGGUGUAAAAGCAUUUUACCUGGCACGAACAGUUUCUACGAUACCUUUAACACUGACGCUGUGUAUGCUGUUCAACACAAUUGUGUACACAAUGUCAAACCAACCAAUGGAGUUGUCACGAUUCGCUUGGUUCUCUACAGCAACAACAGUCCUGGCUAUUGUGUCUGAAGGAAUGGGAAUACUCAUCGGUGUUAUCUUCAAUUGCACAAAUGGAGCAGUAGUAGGGCCAUCGGUGAUGGCUCCUAUCCUGAUGCUGUCAUACAUCGGCAUGGGCUACGGUGUGAAAACACUGCCAUUCCAAGUGAUUCUGAUGAAGUUCAGCUUCCUACGGCUGGCACUGGUGUCAAUAGUGACAACGCUGUACUACCACGACCGCACUCCUCUCACCUGCCGCGACGUGGAUGAUACUCAUCCCUACUGCCACUAUAAGGAUCCCACUAUACUAGUGCGGGAUCUGGGCAUGUCGGGAGAGUCCACACUCUACAACCUCAUCGGUCUCUGCAGCUACUUGUUGCUGUUUAGGAUAGCUGCGUACUUUGCCAUGAAGUUCCGGCUCACAAACCAACUUCGUAGCCAUAUAAUCAGCUAUGUCCACAAGAUCAUCAAGCAGAGAUAGUCAAUCCUUCCUCUCGGUUCCUUACUGUUACUUAUUUAUUGUCAUCUUCACCCUUUUCCACUCAUUACUUGUGAUCGACGGAUGAAGGAAGUAAAAUAAUCAAACGAUAGUUUAUUGUUCCUACAAACACCUUGAACAUGACAACUUUUUAUUAAAUUUUGUUUGUAACAUUUGCUCAUACUAUUUUUUAAUUAUUGUUUCUUUUUACACCUUAUUUCAUUUCUGUGCGCAUUAUUUUUUUCAUUUGCACUGGUCUUAUUAUAUUAUAAACCUAUUAGAAAACACCAUUGUUUAAAGUCCGUUUUUAAAGAGACCAAAGACAAUUCAGUUUCUUCUUUGACAAAUCUUGCUUUAAACUUUCACUUGUAAUAAUCCAAAUCCAUACAACUAAGAUUUGUACUUUUAUGUUUUUGUUGUACUGUAACAUAAACUUGUAGUAAGUAAACUUAAACUGUUAAGUUUACUGUGACAAUGUGAUAAUAAUUAGACAAAACAUUAAACUUAAACAUGCUUUUAAGCAUGUAAAUCAAAUUUACGUUAGUUUUGAGCAGGAUUUAAUAUACUGUAUCUAGCUUUAAAUUAAAUUAUCGUUAAACAUUGAAACAUUAUUAUUAUUUUGAUUGUAAAUCACCUUAACUCAACUAUUCAUCAGUCAUAUUGCUCAUUGUACAAAGUCAAUUCUUUAGUAUUAAAUAGUGUGUAAGGCAAUUGACAAAUUGUUAGAUGUAAGUAUAUUUUAUAAAUGUUUUGUGAGGUAGAGAGAAACUUAGAAAAUAGAUUCUAUUUAAGUAUUUUUUUAUUGUUGUAAAUUAUUAUAAAUAAAUAAUUGACACUGUUA
Messenger RNA from Homalodisca vitripennis (glassy-winged sharpshooter), 3184 nucleotides. Its product is annotated as ATP-binding cassette subfamily G member 4-like. The transcript has 11 exons. Gene Ontology annotation, cellular component: plasma membrane. Gene Ontology annotation, molecular function: ABC-type transporter activity; ATP binding; ATP hydrolysis activity. The coding region runs from base 313 to 2346 and encodes 677 amino acids. The record is from RefSeq and is a predicted model, not a curated record. NCBI's taxonomy places the organism in Eukaryota, Metazoa, Arthropoda, Insecta, Hemiptera, Cicadellidae.